Molecule: messenger RNA, 944 nt
Organism: Vespula pensylvanica (western yellowjacket)
Lineage: Eukaryota; Metazoa; Arthropoda; Insecta; Hymenoptera; Vespidae
Exons: 3
Coding region: 104-610 (168 amino acids)
Source: RefSeq, a predicted model, not a curated record
AUCUCAUGCUGGUUUUAAGCAAGAAAAAUGUUUUCGGUGAAAUAGAUUGUAAAGUAUAAGCACUAUCGGAGUUGUAAAUUUUCUCAUAAAAUUAAAGUUAAAAAUGUCUAUUCGAGAUAUUAAGGUCCCAAACGUAUACUCCAACGAAAAUGAAAUAAAGAACGAGAAUUUUAUCUACAACGAUUUGCUCGUAAGAGCAUUAGUCCAAUUAUUCCCACGAGAAGAAAGAUCACUCAUACAUCUAUGGCUGGAAAAAUUAAAGAGUACACAUACGGAUAAUGUGGAGAAGCUUUCCAAUCGUAAUAAUUAUAUGUGGUUAUUACUCUUUGUUUUACAAAAUGGUAACUUAAUCGAGCCAUUUGAUGAACCACCACCUGUCGACGAAUUGCCCCCAAUCUCCGACAUCAUGCCGGCGCAAAUGAUUGAAGAAUUGAUAUCGUUGCCGGACAUAAAUUUCCCUCAAAGUGACUGGACCAGUUCUGAUACGAAUGUAAUGGAUAUGAAGGAAACUUAUUCUACUGGUAUGCCACCUCACAAGUUUCUGGAAUAUCAACCAUGUCCUGUCAAUGGAAUAUCCUGCUAUUUUUCGAUAUUUAGCAGAUCUUCUUAAAGGAAGAAGCUUUCUUUUUCCAAACAAAUUCAUAAAUCAUGAAGAAUGGAAUAAAUUAUCAAGGAAACGUAAAUUAGAUAUUUACUCUCAUAAAUGAAUUUAUUAAAAAUGUAAAACCUUUAGAGAUACAUAUCGACGAGCAAACUAGUUUUUGUAACUUCUCCAUUUUUCUCAGGUCAUGAAGUAAAUCUCUUUUUUUUUCUUCUUUUUUUUUUAAAAAAGUAAAAAAUAGAAUGAAUGAGAAUGAAAUCAUAUAGAGUGAAAAAGCAUAAUCAUCAGAGAGCUAUGCGUAAAUAAUAAAUAAUUAAUCAUUUUAAUAUAUUAUUUAUUUGGU